Molecule: messenger RNA, 1638 nt
Organism: Thyridium curvatum
Lineage: Eukaryota; Fungi; Ascomycota; Sordariomycetes; Thyridiales; Thyridiaceae
Exons: 1
Coding region: 1-1638 (545 amino acids)
Source: RefSeq, a predicted model, not a curated record
AUGGCUUCCGGCAUACCUCUUAGCAAACCAUGGAUGCACAGCAACUCGUCGAAUACAUCUUUAAAGGGCAUGGAGAUCGCCAUUCCACCCGGUCAGGAACGACCACUCCGACCUCAUCCACCACCUUCAACCAGGACACAGGUUGCCUCUAAGCCUUUGCCCCCUAUCCCUCUGCGGCGCUCGAUUUCUUCCUCCUUUAGCCACGAGAUGCACGAGACAUCCCAGGGCAGAACGGGCGAUGUGGUAGAUCGAAGGCCGAGCGCCACCCCAAAUUGGUACAGGCAAGAAGCCGACAUAUCCGUCAUGCUCGAAGGCCGAAUCUCGCAGCACCAAAAGCAAGCAUCGAGACGCGGAGUGGAUAGCGCAUUCUGCCCCAUGCCUGGAGAAAUCAUCUCUCCGCAGCCUGUGCAACCUAUUCGCAAAGUCUGGCAUGGUAGAGGCGUGGCCGCUACUGCGACAAGCUCAGUCUCAAGCUCCAUACAAUCAUCGUCUCCAAGUGGUCACAACCCAUCUCAGAAAAUGCGCCAGUUGACUGGGUUGGAGAUGCACUCGCCACAGACGCUACCGGCAGAACAACCAGACUCUCCUGUCGUUGGUACCAGCUCGAGCAGCAGUGUUUAUAGCCUCGAGAUGCCGCCACCCAUGGCUCAAGGUUCAAAUGUGGCAACCAAACCGGCCAUACAUGUGGCGCAGUGUCUAGCUUCAGAGUCACCGAUCAUUAGGUCUUUUACUCCUAAUAAGCCGAACCCUGGAGUGGUGCCAUUAAACCUCGACGGCAAAGUGCCCAGCGGGGGCUCUGUAUUGCCCUCGUUCUGCCGGCAUGAUUGCGUCUACUGUCAACACUCACCGGUGCAAGCAGACAGACAAGCUGUGUCCGGCCUAAAUCUCUACGGGACAGCUACGACUCCCAAUGCACAGAACCGUCUGGUGCCAGAGUAUGAAGCUCCAGGGCUUUUUACUGAGCCGAGGAAGCCACCGAUCAUUGUGAGGACAGACAGGAGCCCGAAGAGUCCAGGCUCGCCUGGCUUGUCAGUAUUUUCCAGUCUUAGGAACGGCUUUGCGGAUCGCGUCAAUAGAUCAAAAGUCCGCAUGGCUCCCCCGGCGAACCUCCCGGCACAUCGGACUGGUGGGAGAUUUGGGGCAGUUGGCCACCCACUCAGAACGCCAUACCCCCCUCGAAGCGUCUUUGAGGAUGAUGAUAGCGACGGCGAGGAUGACGCAGCCCUGAUAGCAGAGGACUCGCCAAAGCGGAAGUCUUCUUCGUCUUCGGCGCUUGUUGGUCGAUUGCUUCGGCAUGGCUCUGGCCUGGCUGGACCGACGCUCCAUCCCUCCGCUGCACAGCGUGACUACGUCCUUAGCGAUCAACCCUGGAGGGUGAGCGAACGGGUAACCACAGUCCCCAAGCCGACGAGUCCGUCUACCCCAAAGGCAGCUGUAGAUCUGCUACAGAGAACAGGGGAGCAGGCCAAGGGACUGAUGAGCCAGGCGAUGAAGAAGGUGCAGGUCAAGAGCAAGGCGGAACGGCGGCGGGAUGAACUGAGAAGCAAGAUUCGUGUGAUAUCGGAGGCAGAUGCAUCGUUGCCAGGGGCAUUCGCGGCAGAUGGCACACAUGGCAUGGAGACUAGACACUGGCUCUGA